ACCGUAACGGCCAUGAAUCCCGACUUGGUCGUGGGGAUUGACCGGCGCCGAGUCAUGCCGCUGGCGGACGCGCAGGUGGUGGUGGCAUCCGUCAGCACGAUCGUGCGGACCUCGCGGCUCCAGAAGUACGAUCCCGCGGAAUUCAAGACCAUCAUUGUGGACGAGUGCCACCAUGCGCCGGCGAUGUCGUGGAUGAAGAUCUUGAGCCACUUCGGCGCGUUGUUGCUGGGCCUGGAGGUCGGGGUGGUUGGCUUCACGGCCACCAUGGAGCGCGCAGACGGCAAGGCGCUCGGCGAAGUGUUCGAGAAGAUCGUGUACCGGCGCGACUUGCAGCAGAUGGUGCGGGCCGGCGAGCUCUGUGACGCACGGUUCUUGUCCAUGGACGUGGACGUGGAUCUCGAUGGCGUGAAGCGCAUGGGCGGCGACUACGACCCGCGCCAGUUGGACUCUGUGGUCAACUGCGAGAACGUCAACGGGCAGGUGGUCAAGGCGUACAUGCAGCUUCGCCACGAGUUCGGGCUCAAGUCCACGCUUGUGUUCUGCGUGAGCGUGGAACACUGCCAGGCCAUCUGCGGCGCACUCCAGGCCUACGGCAUCAACGCUCAGUAUGUCGCGGGCACCACCGACAAGCACGUGCGCCAGACGGUGGUCAGCGACUUCCGCAGCGGCAAGAUCGCGGUCUUGUGCAACGUGCUCGUGUUCACCGAGGGCACGGACAUCCCCAACAUCGACCUGAUCAUCUUGGCGCGGCCCACCAAGUCGCGGCCCUUGCUCACGCAGAUGGUGGGACGCGGGCUCCGGCUCCACGAGGGCAAGACCACGUGCUACGUGAUCGACAUGGUGCACACCUUGCGCGUGGGCGUGCUGUCCGUGCCCACCUUGUUUGGGCUUCCACCCACGACCCCCUUGAACGGCAAGAACUUCGAGGAUCUCUUGAAGGACCAGGAACAGGCCGACAUGGAGAAGGCCGAGCGUGCUGCCCGCCAGCGUGAGCUGGACGUGCUCCGCAUCAUAGAGUACCAGCGCGAGGUGCAGCACAUCCAGCUCCAGUUCGAGGAGUUCUCCAGCUUCGGCAAGUUGCUUUCGAAGGAGAAGUUCGCGGACCCGCCCGAGCGCGUCCUUGAAUUGUUCCGCCGCUCCGGCUAUGACUGGGUGCGCUUGGAGUACAACACGUGGGGAAUCCCGCUCAACAACUGGACGUCGUACCUCACCAUGGAGCGAAUAAACACGGAGAACGACGGCUCAUAUUUCGAGCUUUACCUUAACGUGCCCGUCAGCUACUAUGUAUUGCGUGCCAGCAAGUUCCAGUGCCCGAGAAAACAGCGGAGUCUCUUGAACCAGGGUAGCUUGGACUUCCUCUUGACAGUGGCGGCGCAGACGUUGGGGCAGAAACCGUUCCAGGCGCACCUGAAAAAGCCUGCGCUGGAAAGGCAGAUCGACUUCUUGUUCUCGUCGUUGCAGGCCAAGGUGCGUGCGACUCACGGGGCCUCCCGGCUCGAUGACUUCCACCAGGCCUUGACUAAGAUCAGCUCACGCCGUGCGCAUAACUUGAUCUUCGCGUUCAAGUACUCGUUGAACUGUCUCUGGGUGUCGUGGGAGCUCCGCAAGUUUUUGGGCAUG
Metschnikowia bicuspidata var. bicuspidata NRRL YB-4993 is the source of this 1620-nucleotide messenger RNA. RefSeq names its product double-stranded DNA-dependent ATPase. The transcript has a single exon. Gene Ontology annotation, molecular function: ATP binding; DNA binding; hydrolase activity. The record is from RefSeq and is a predicted model, not a curated record. The annotation marks the transcript as partial. NCBI's taxonomy places the organism in Eukaryota, Fungi, Ascomycota, Pichiomycetes, Serinales, Metschnikowiaceae.